GUCCGCCCGCCGGAGCCAACUUGCGAUAGGCUGGCGCGCACGCCCUAAGGGGUUAAGCCUUUCUCAUGUUUCCCAGCGGCUUAUAAGGAGGGGAGGCCCGGCCUCCGCCUUAUUGGGUUUAUUCUCUGCCCUCUAACUUGAUUGAGAAUGACCCAGAAGAAAUCACAGCUUUGUUCCAGAGCCAAUGUCUAUACCCAAGUGCCUGAUGGAGGAUGGGGCUGGGUGGUAGCUGUUUCUUUUUUCUUCGUUGAAAUCUUCACCUAUGGCGUCAUAAAGUCAUUUGGUGUCUUCUUUCAUGACUUGGUGAACAGUUUUGAUGAAUCUGACAGCAGGAUCUCAUGGAUAAUAUCAAUAUGUGUGUUCGUCUUAACAUUCACAGCACCCCUGUCCACUGUCCUGACCACCCAGUUCGGACACCGCCUGGUGGUGAUGGCCGGAGGCCUGCUGGUUAGCACAGGGAUGGCGACAGCCUCCUUCGCACAACAGGUUUACCAGAUGUACAUUGCAAUCGGCAUUAUUUCUGGUUUGGGGUACUGCUUGACCUUUCUCCCGACGGUGACCAUCCUGUCACAGUACUUUGACAAGAGACGCUCUGUGGUGACCGCAGUUGCCUCCACGGGAGAAUGCUUUGCUAUGUUUGCUUUUGCACCAGCCAUCACAGCUCUGAAGGAGCACGUCGGCUGGCGCCUCAGCCUCCUCUUCAUGGGCCUGAUGCAGCUGAACAUCGUCAUCUGUGGGGCCCUGCUGAGACCCAUUGUCAUCAGACCUCCUCCGGGGCUGCCCAAAACCGCCGGGUGGGAAAUUCGCAGAGAAGCGCAGUACAUGCUUGAGAAUGAGAAGACACGCACCUCCAUCGAUUCCAUUGACUCAGGAGUAGAGCUCACUACCUCACCUAAAAAUGGGCCUAGUCACGCCAGUGCAGAACCGGAGCCCAAGGGGGACAUACAGCAGAACCUGGUAAAUCCCAGCUCAAAGCAGGGCCCCGGCAGAGCCCCGCUUCUGGACUUCUCCAUCCUGAAAGAGAAGAGUUUCAUCUGUUACGCUUUAUUUGGCCUCUUUGCAACGCUGGGGUUCUUUGCACCUUCCCUAUACAUCAUCCCUCUGGGCAUCAGUCUGGGCCUCGAGCAGCACCGGGCCGCCUACUUACUGUCCACCAUGGCGAUCGCCGAGGUCAUUGGAAGAGUCGGAGCUGGUUUUGUCCUAAACAGAGAGCCUAUUCGUAAGAUCUACAUUGAGCUCAUUUGCGUCAUCUUAUUGACCGUGUCCCUGUUCGCCUUUACUUUCGCUACUGAAUUCUGGGGUCUGAUGUCCUGCAGUAUCUUUUUUGGGUGUAUGGUUGGGACGGUAGCCGGGACGCACAUUCCACUGCUGGCCGAAGAUGACGUCGUGGGAAUUGAGAAGAUGCCUUCGGCGGCUGGAGUCUAUGUGUUCAUUCAGAGCCUAUCGGGACUGGCUGGGCCACCCCUUGCAGGUCUGCUGGUGGACCGCAGCAAGAGCUACAGCAGAGCCUUCUACUCGUGUGCCGCGGGCAUGCUCGUGGCCACCCUGUGCCUGGCACUCGUCAGGCCCUGCAAGAAGGGGUUCUGCCAGCAGCAACAGGAAGGGGAAGAAAAGGCAGAGGCAGAGGCCCAUCGUGGGAAAGCUUUACAAGACAUACCUGAAGACUUUCUGGAAAUGGACCUUGGGAAAAAUGAGCACAAAGUUCACAGGAAACUGGAGGCAGUAUGACAUGCUGUUAGCCAACUGCCUCGGCCGCCCUGUUGGCCAGGGGGGUACGGGAGGAGGGCGUCGGGCCCCUGCUCAGCGCAAACGGAAUGUAGGUGUGAACUCCACUGCCAACAGCUUUCUAUCUUCCUUUCUAAGAUUUCUUUUUUUUAAGCCAAAACAAAACAACCAAACACUCUUCCAUAUGUAAAUGUAGCUACAUCCAGUAUCACUGCAAAGAAGGACUCUGAACGCUCACGGUCCGACUUUAAAACAGUGACAGGAAUUGGCAAAGUAGCUUUUAAAGAGCUCUCGCAUGGGACAGAUGAUCGUAUAAAAUGACAUCUAGCCCAGAUCAGUAAAAUAAGACUGCCCAUUCAAAACGAAAAUUUCUUUAAUCAUUUUGAAUUUUUCUUCAUUUUCAUAAUAAAUUAUUUAAACGUCUUUGAAAAAAAUGCUAAAGUUUCCAUGAAAAAAAUCUUAAUUCUCCAGAUACUCCAAAGAUAUGAGGUAUAGUCUCAGACCAUAUAUCUUGACUAGUAAACAGAAAAAGUAAACAUAGAUCUAAAACAUUGAAGUUCAUAAAUGUGAAGAUUACCACUCUUUCAAUUAAAAAAAAAGAGAAAAAGAUGACCACUCUUUUUUUAUGGCCAGUCAUUACUAGAAGUAUUCCAAUACAAAAUAGAUAGAAUGACAUUAAAAGCAUGUCUCCUUUUGCUUUGAAUAAUUCAAAAUGUGUAAUUGUAAUGUCCUUAACUUAAACCACUAUUUAUUAUUAAGUUAUUCUAGGAUAAUGAAAGUAAUCACAAAGAAAUAAAAAACCUAGCAUCAUUUUUACCUCCUUUCUGCAAUCCCUUGAAUGCCUCAAAGAAUGCUCUUAGCUCAUAAAGCUGUGUUCACAGGAGGCCAGGUUCGAAUGAUUCUUUAAAGGCACUAGGUAAGGAGAAGAGACCGUACCAGCAUCUCUUCGAAUCUGUCUCCAUCACCUAGGGAUACUUGAGGAUCCUCGAUGAGAGUGCUAUCUCACUGAACUGUGGGAGCAUUUAUGAUUAUCUACUUAAACAAUACCAAGCCAUGGAAGCAUUUCUGCAUCUGUCUUACAGAGAGCAGCAGAGGCGUUCACUUCACCGUCACAAGUCGCAAUUUACAUCAGAUAUAACUUAGAUGAGUUAUCGGGUAACGUGGCUUUUUAUUUUAUUUCUGUAGUGACACUACAGAAAUAGUAUUUCUCACUAGCCGUUUUCUGUCCAGGAAAAGGGAGGGUGACAGGUGGACUUCUUACUCACCUGGGAAGAAUCUCAUAUAACAACAGACAAUGGUCAAUGCUUAUUGUUCUUUCACUCAUUUUUUUUUUUUACUGUUAAUUCAGGACAACUCAGGGGGGAAAAUUAGAACAAGUCGAGCUUGGUUACAGGUACACGCAAGCUUGACUAUUUCUCUGCACUGAAAGGAAAGUGGCAUACUUCUGCACCGCCUGCUAUAUUUUGUGUAACAUUUUCUCAGCCAUAGAAAUAGGACAAUCUGUAAGUCUCUGGGGUGGGUGGGGGGAGGAAACGACAAAGUGUCAGUCAGAAAUAGACACCUAAACCAAGGUGGAUGUAGCAAAUGUCACUGCCCGAAAAGGAAGGAGGGCUUGUGGCAGUUCUGCAGACAUGUGACUUCACAGCACUUUACAACAUUUUUGUUUGUUUGUUUUUACUAUGAAUGUUCAAUACAAUUUAAUAUUUAUAUUGAUUUCUGAACAAUCUGUUAAGUCCCUUCUGUUAGCUGCAUGGAGGAGAAAAAAAAAGUAUGCCAAUUUCAACAAUGUCAACAAUCAAGGUUUUAAAUGUUUAGAAAAAAACUCAAACAGGAUUAUUGAUUCUGUUCUGUAUUAGCGGUAUUCUGGUACUUCUAGAUUUUCAAUAAAUAUAUGGCUUUUCUUUCUUUUUCUUUUUUUAAA
This is a messenger RNA of Erinaceus europaeus (western European hedgehog), 3646 nucleotides long. RefSeq names its product solute carrier family 16 member 6 (gene SLC16A6). Gene Ontology annotation, biological process: transmembrane transport; monocarboxylic acid transport. Gene Ontology annotation, molecular function: monocarboxylic acid transmembrane transporter activity. Lineage: Eukaryota; Metazoa; Chordata; Mammalia; Eulipotyphla; Erinaceidae. The record is from RefSeq and is a predicted model, not a curated record. Bases 148 to 1728 code for a protein of 526 amino acids. The transcript is spliced from 6 exons.